AUGGUCGCAAGGUGGCAACUGUGGCUCUCACCACGCCCCUUGAAACGUACGCCUAUAUCAUCCGAACCUCGUAUUGUCCAAGCCCAUGAUGCCGCAUUGUUCGAGUUCUUAACAGAGGAUGACGGUCGUUGGGUUGUUAAGGAAACACACCACUUUAAUAACAAAGUGGUCAGAGAUGGCCGCUCCGGUCCCCCGUUGCACAUACAUUGGCUCCAGACGGAGUAUUUCAAAGUUGAGAAAGGGGUAAUCGGAAUCCAUAAGAAUGGGAAGGAGAUUGCAGCUACUAAGGAUGACGGAAUCCUAGAGAUUCCUGCCGGAACGAGGCAUCGAUUCUGGGCUCAUUCCUCUACCACGGAAGACCUCGUGUUCAAGGUUUGGGCCGAGCCCCAGGACAUUGACCAUAGCUUCGACGAGAACUUCCUUCGGAACUUUACUGGAUAUCAACGAGACUGCCAAAUGCAGGGUAUCAAGCCAUCUCCAUUCCAGCUCAUAUUGCUUAGUUACAAUAGUGCAACAAUGGGCACUCCGCCAUUCUGGAUGCCCCUUUGGCUUCUUAAAAGCGUCAAUUAUAUCCUAGCAUUUUGGAUUGCAAAAGCAUUGCUCGGCUACCAGGAGAGUUAUCCGGAAUACACGCGACCGACUAAGACCCCGGCGCAAGACUGA
Messenger RNA from Xylaria bambusicola, 663 nucleotides. RefSeq lists its product as uncharacterized. The record is from RefSeq and is a predicted model, not a curated record. The transcript is spliced from 4 exons. The coding region runs from base 1 to 663 and encodes 220 amino acids. Lineage: Eukaryota; Fungi; Ascomycota; Sordariomycetes; Xylariales; Xylariaceae.